CUUCUGAGGAUGAUGAUGCAGUCUCUAGAUCCCCUCAACUCUCAUCACAUCGUAAGCAAAGCAUCGAUAUAUCAUUGUUUUAUAUCCCAAAAGUCCUGUCAUCAUGGCCACCACUGCUGCUUCUCUGAGCUCCCAUGGAGUUGAACCGGCUGUUCCCGCUCCCUACUGCCAUCAACGCCAGCCCUCUCUUAGACACCUCAGUUCAUGCGCUUAGCUCCAGUUCCGCCGUCUUCUCCUCAUGUCAAAGCACCCUUUGAUGCCAGUCGGCGUCUAUUUGAUCAUCCUCGAGCCAAUGCUGAGAAUGCCUCAUCUCUCAAUGCUGCGUAUCCCAAGCGGGGCAUCUUCAAGACAGCUGCGAUGAACAAUGCUACAUCCGACCAGAAGUUCACCAUUGAUCUUUCGCCUGCCCGUAAUGGUCGUAUCACGGAGGCCGUGCGCGAGAAACUGGCCGGUGAUGGAUUCAACGAGGUCCUGGACUUCUUUCAAGACGUCAACAGCACCUAUGUCGCCCAAAUCAUGUCCAUUAUGCAUGAGCUCAUCGGCGCUGAUCUCAGUCAAGUCCACAAGACUGGCAAUCUCAACUACCGUCUAUGCGACUACAACACGGAUACUGCCGACCCGACGAGUGAUAACGGAUGCGGCGCCCAUACAGACCAUGGAACCUUCACCAUCAUCUUCCAAGACGGAACGUCAGGGCUCGAAAUUGAACACGCCGAGCAGCCUGGCCUUUGGGUUCCUGUUCCCGGCGAUGCAACGGUUGUCCUUGCCGGUUGGUGCGCUGUGAUCCUUAGUGAAGGCAACAUCCGAGCAACCCGUCAUCGAGUUAGGAGAACGCCUGGUGUUCGAAGACUCAGCGCCGUUCUCUUUGUUGCCCCAGAUGUUGAGGCCACUCUUCGACCUCUCAAAGAUGUCAAAGUUGUUCGUCCGUUCACUAAGAAGGUCACGAAUGGGCAGUCAGAUGUUGAGGAGUUCAAAGAGGUCAUGGGCAAGAAGUGGAGACGUCGUGAGAGCAAUGAGAAGUCGGACGACGGAAAUGACAUGGAAACACAGGACAGUGAGAUUGAAAGAUUCAUCUGGGCUUGACUGAAUAAGUAUGAGCUCCGGUGAAUCCGAUUGGAUCGCGAGUAUCAAUUAGACAAUUCUACCCGAUUAAUCCACCUCACGGCAAGACCGAGAUCGCCGCACUCCUACAUAGAGCUUACAGGGAUAACAAAGACGAACAAUUCUUUCAUAAUACUCAAUUUCAC
Fusarium odoratissimum NRRL 54006 is the source of this 1247-nucleotide messenger RNA. RefSeq lists its product as uncharacterized. Bases 205 to 1083 code for a protein of 292 amino acids. NCBI's taxonomy places the organism in Eukaryota, Fungi, Ascomycota, Sordariomycetes, Hypocreales, Nectriaceae. The record is from RefSeq and is a predicted model, not a curated record. The transcript has a single exon. Gene Ontology annotation, molecular function: dioxygenase activity.